UCUUUUUGACUUUUCCUACGUUGGCCAGGCUGUUUGCUUUUGCGAAGGAGCAAAACCCUGUGGAAGUGUGUGUCUUCUGCAACAGAAAACUGAAAGUCCAAAGAAAAGAGGUUGAAUUGGAAGCUUUGAUUAUGAUUAUUGAAAUAUGAAUACUCGGUUUCUUCUAUGAUCGAUCCCAAUUCCGCACAGAAUAAGGAAAGUGAGUGAAAAAUCAAAUCAGAAUAAUCGAUGGGUAAUUUGUUCGUGAAGAAGCCAAAGGUAACAGAUGUCGACAAAGCAAUCCUCGCACUCAAGACCCAGAGACGCAAGCUCGCCCAAUAUCAACAGAAGCUUGAUGCUGUUAUUGAAGCAGAAAAGCAAGCUGCACGAGAAUUGAUUCGUGAAAAGAAGAAGGAUAGGGCGUUGUUAGCAUUAAAGAAAAAAAAGGCACAAGAAGAAUUGUUGAAGCAAGUUGAUACCUGGCUUAUAAAUGUCGAGCAACAAUUAGCAGAUAUUGAACUGGCAAGCAAGCAGAAGGCUGUGUUAGAAAGUUUGAAGGCUGGUAGCGAUGCAAUGAAAGCCAUACAAAGUGAGAUAAACAUUGAAGAUGUUCAGAAACUUAUGGACGAUACUGCUGAGGCUAAAGCUUAUCAAGAUGAAAUUAAUGCAAUAUUGGGGGAGAAGUUAUCAGCAGAAGACGAGGAGGAGAUUUUAGCAGAAUUUGAGGACUUGGAAACCCAGCUUACAGUCCAGGAUCUUCCUGAAGUUCCUACAGUUACUGAAGAAAUCAGCGAAAAGUUGGACCUUCCUGAUGUACCAACUAAAGCACCAGUUGCCAGUGAUGCUGAAGUAUCUACAAAAAGAAAAGUUAUGGAGGAACCAUUGGCAGCUUGAAGAACUGUGUCCCAAAACAAGUCAAUUGUUUUGCAAACCGAGGUGUACAAUCUGGCCUUCGUAUCUGCUUGUAUCCUUACAAAUUCUGUUGCAAAUUUCAUGCAGUUACUGGAGUUUGAUUGGUUUACUAUUUGCAGUAAUACGUAAUUUGUACAGAUUUGCUUAUACAAUACAUCAAUUUUAACAUGAAUUACAGACUGAGGAAAACAUAUUUUUGUCUCUCCCCCGCUUAAGACAAAACUUGUCAAUUAUAAUAUUGACCAAUUAUAGCGUCAAGGAUUACAUACUGACGUUGAUCCAUACUUUAUGUAAACUUAGCAUGAAUUUGAAUCAGCAUUAAGAUUUGAU
Messenger RNA from Abrus precatorius (Indian licorice), 1221 nucleotides. Its product is annotated as vacuolar protein sorting-associated protein 20 homolog 2-like. The transcript is spliced from 6 exons. Gene Ontology annotation, cellular component: ESCRT III complex; multivesicular body. Lineage: Eukaryota; Viridiplantae; Streptophyta; Magnoliopsida; Fabales; Fabaceae. The record is from RefSeq and is a predicted model, not a curated record. The coding region runs from base 229 to 873 and encodes 214 amino acids. Gene Ontology annotation, biological process: late endosome to vacuole transport via multivesicular body sorting pathway; vesicle budding from membrane.